GUGAUCUGUUCCCGCCGGGCAGUCGCAGGCACGUGAUGCACAUCGGCGCGCGCUCUGGGCCGGUACGUCACGUGAGCUGAGGAGGGUGACGUAGGCGAGCGGCGCUGAAGAUGGCGGAGUACCUGGCGUCGAUAUUCGGUACCGAGAAGGACAAGGUCAACUGUUCAUUUUAUUUUAAAAUUGGAGCCUGUCGUCAUGGAGACAGAUGUUCUCGUUUGCACAACAAGCCCACAUUCAGUCAGACCAUUGCGCUCUUGAACUUAUACCGUAACCCUCAAAACUGUACCCAGACAGCAGACGGUUUCCACUGUGCUGUUGGUGAUGUUGAAAUGCAGGAACAUUAUGAUGAGUUCUUUGAGGAGGUCUUCACAGAAAUGGAGGAAAAGUAUGGUGAAAUUGAAGAGAUGAAUGUGUGUGACAAUCUGGGUGAUCACCUGGUUGGAAAUGUCUAUGUAAAGUUUCGCCAUGAAGAAGAUGCAGAAAAGGCAGUGAAUGAUCUAAACAACCGCUGGUUUAAUGGACAGCCUAUCCAUGCAGAGCUCUCACCCGUGACUGAUUUCAGAGAAGCCUGUUGCAGACAGUACGAAAUGGGGGAAUGCACCCGGGGGGGCUUCUGUAACUUCAUGCACCUGAAACCGAUUUCACGGGAGUUACGCCGUGAGCUUUAUGGACGCCGUCGCAAGAGCCAGCAGCACGGUAGCCGUGUGACCUCGUCUGGGGACAAACGGCUGCUAACCAUCACCCCAAAGCACUUAAUGGCUGCCAUCAGACACAGAUCAAGAUCAAGAUCUCGUGAGCGCAAGCGCUCCAGGUCACGUGAGCGUGGAGGCCGCGGUGGCCGGGAUCGAGACCGUGAUCGUAGGCGUUCCAAGGAUCGUGAACGAUCUGGGAGGUUCUGAGCAUCUGACAACAGUGUGCAUGACAGCUCUUAUAGAAGGACCACAAACCAAGAUGUGAUUGGAAUUUAAUACUUUUUAUGUUCAAGUUUAACAUAAACCUCAGUUUGUUUCUUUUUGAUGUCCAAUAAACCUUUUUAAAAUAAAGACAGAGCUGAUGCUAGCUGAUUUGCAAUACCAGUUCAGCUUCUUGCUAAUAAUCUGGUUUUAUGUCUGAAUGGAUAUCUAAUCCCUCCUGUCUUGUUCUCCCUCCUCAAACUCACCUGCUGUCAUUUCUUCCCCCUCCCCUCCAGCCAUCUUGUCUCUCUGCUUUUGCUGUCUCUCUUUCCUCCUUUCUUUCUCUCUCUUCUCUUUCCCUCCCUUGUUUCUCUCCCUCAUUUUUCAUUUCCUUUCUUUCUCUCCCUCCCUCCCUCUCCCCGUCCACUCCCAUGCACCUUACAAUUAACUGAUUGCCUGAACAGGUUCAGGAGAAAGUUUCCCAUUUUCUUUGGCCUUGCACAUAAAGGUCAUCCUGUCAUCCUGCAGAAUGGUGGGACCUGAUUUGGAAGGUGUGUUACUAAUACAUCCUGACACCAAUCCUCUAAUUUUGCUACCUGUACCAUUUCCGUAAUUAGAUGAUGCAAAAAGUAUCCAUGCAGGUAAUGUCCUGGCAACACACACAAAACGCUGCAGAAACUCGGGACGUAAGGCAGCAUCUGCGGAGGGAAUCAACAGUCGACGUUUUGGGCCAAGACCCUUCAACAUGCCUUCCUUGAGAUGCUUGAAUUGAUACUUGACACUUUGUUGAAGCAAUAUGUCAGAAUUGGAGCUUGAAGUCCAAAGCUGUUUGGAUCUGGGGUUUGGCAGCCUACUCACUAUAUCCCUCUGUAUUUGUGUGCACACAUGCAACCCCCAGUAUCUUGGAGUCUCAUUAACUGGCAAUUGAUAUACUAACAUUUUAAAUGGAUGUUGUACAGAAAGUAACACGAACAAUAUGGGUGGGGGGGGGGGGGGGAACUUACAUGAUCCCACCAAAUACUGGAUGUGCUGAUGUUAACAAUGAGUUACUGUGCAGAAGUCUUGGGAUCUAUGUUUCCAGGAUUGAUAAAUGAGUGUGGACUUCUUGUGGGGGAAUUUGAGGUUUAUGUUGCACAUUUCUGGAUUCUGGUUACUUUUGUUUUUGAGCAGUUUGAUCGGGGCAAUGGAUGUGGACUGGGGUGCUUCGGCAUAGAAUACCCUACAUUGAUUAACAGCACAGUGCUGAACUGAAUACUACUGGUUUGAUGUUUGAUAUUUGUGUUCCCUUGCUGUUUGCGCAAUUUGUUCCUUUCAUGUUGGUGUUUGAUGUUUUCUUUAUGGGCUCCACGGUGUUUCUUUGUUUCAUGGCUGCCUGCGGGAGGACGAAUUUCAGCGUUGUAUUCUGCAUACAUACUUUGACAAUAAAUAUACUUUGACGUUGACUUCA
Hypanus sabinus (Atlantic stingray) is the source of this 2340-nucleotide messenger RNA. RefSeq names its product U2 small nuclear RNA auxiliary factor 1 (gene u2af1). The record is from RefSeq and is a predicted model, not a curated record. The transcript is spliced from 9 exons. The coding region runs from base 111 to 899 and encodes 262 amino acids. Gene Ontology annotation, molecular function: pre-mRNA 3'-splice site binding; metal ion binding. Gene Ontology annotation, biological process: mRNA splicing, via spliceosome. NCBI's taxonomy places the organism in Eukaryota, Metazoa, Chordata, Chondrichthyes, Myliobatiformes, Dasyatidae. Gene Ontology annotation, cellular component: U2AF complex; spliceosomal complex.